AUGCAGCGGUGGCCAGUGCUGCUCUUCUUGGCCUGGGUCUGCUUUCUCUUUUUUGCUGGUAUCGGGCUCUUCAUGAGCGGCUUCCUGCUCACCCGGAUUGAGCUUGCCAGCAGCAGUUCCUGCUCAGACCCGCUCGUGCCGCCACUCUGGGAGAGGCAGAGCCUCCCACCGGGCUCCUGUUGGGCACCCCAGCGCUUUUCCAAGGCCGUGCUUGUCAUCAUCGAUGCUCUCCGUUUCGAGUUUGCCCACUUUAACCCAGCCAAGGCCAGCCCGCUGCCCUAUGAGAACAAGCUGAGCUUCCUGCACCACCUCGCAACCUCCCAGCCCCGCCAUGCCCGCCUCUACCGCUUCCGAGCCGAUCCCCCCACCGCCACCAUGCAGCGCAUCAAGGGCCUCACCACCGGCUCGCUGCCCACUUUCAUCGAUGUGGGCAGCAACUUUGCCACCUACGCGAUCCAGGAGGACAACCUGCUGGCACAGCUGGUGCAGAACGGAAGGAGAGUGGUCUUCAUGGGUGAUGACACUUGGGAAGGACUCUUCCCAAAGAAGUUUUUCCGCUCCUAUUUCUUCCCUUCUUUUAACGUGAAGGAUCUUCACACUGUGGAUGAUGGGAUCCUGCAGCAUCUCUAUCCGACUGUGGACAGUGGUGAAUGGGAUGUGCUGAUUGCUCACUUCCUCGGCGUGGACCACUGUGGGCACAAACAUGGACCUGACCAUCCCGAAAUGGCUAAGAAGCUCACCCAGAUGAAUGAGAUGCUCAGGUCCUUGGUGGAUCAUCUGGGGAAUGACACCCUUCUUCUGGUGGCUGGAGACCACGGCAUGACAGAGACCGGAGACCAUGGUGGCGACAGUGAGAAGGAAGUGAAUGCAGCACUGUUUGUCUACAGCAAAACACCCCUCUUUGGCACUGGCCCUCCAGAGGAGCCUGAGGCCAUUCCCCAGGUGAACCUGGUGCCCACUGUGGCCCUGCUGCUGGGUGUUCCCAUCCCCUACAGUAACAUCGGGGAGGUGAUGGCUGAGCUGUUCUCCGGGGACGGCGACGCUGUGUCUGCAGCCCUGCAGCAGCUCUCGGUCUAUCACAUCAACGCCAAGCAGGUGGACCGCUUCCUGCACUCCUACUCGCUGGUGGCUCAGGAUCUGCCAGCAGAGCAGCUCCAGCGCCUGCAGGAGCUCUUCUCUGGCGCUGUGGAGGAGCACACUCAGCUCUUGGCCCAGGUGCAGGGGGCGACGCUGGUGCCUCCGGAGCUGGAGUCCAGGCUGGGAAGCCUCAUCGGUCGCUUCCAGCUCUACCUGCAGGAGGCACGGGCUGUGUGCACCCAGUCCUGGGCCCGCUUCCAUCCCCUACGUAUGGUGGGCGGCUGCACCCUUAUUGCUGCUUCCUGCUUGCUCUGCUACGUGGCCUCAGAGCUGGCCGCAGCAUCGGACUCUUUCUAUCGCAGCUGCCUCCUCUACCCGCUGCUUUGGGGCCUCGUGGUGGCUGUUGUGCUUUGGCUGGCCUGUGCGUUCACCCAGGAGGGGCUGGAUCUCCUCCUGGUGUCAUCAUGGGCAGCUGCAGCUUCUCAGCUGGGUUUUUUCUGGCACUGGUGGGGCUGGCAUCCCAAGCGAGCCCGUUUGGUGGGCAGUCAGCCACCCCUAGCCAGCAUUGGCCUGAGGCAGAGGCUGCGAGCGUGGCUGGGGCUGGCCUUCCCCAUGGGCAUUCUCCUCUUCCGCUGCGGAGCUAUGUUCUCCGAUAGUUUUGUGGUGGCCGAGGCCCGGGUGGCCCCAUUCCUGCUGGCCUCGCUGGUGAUGUUGCUAGUAGGGAAGCUCCACUGGGACGGUCGCCUGACUGUGCCAGAAGGCCCGAAGCAGCAGCUCCUUGGCUUUUCUUCUUACCGGAGAGAGAUCUGGUACCUGCUGUGCCUCGUGGCCACGCUCCUGAUCUGCGUGCGCCUCUCCGGUUUCUUCCACCAGUGCCGCGAAGAAAUCCCUCAGUGCCGGCCCUCUGUUUUCCUGUCCCCCCUUGCCAGCUUGAGAAACACACGGGCCAAGAACCUCUUCUACCUCCUGUGCGUGGCCUUGCUGGCCGGGCUGGUCUAUGCAGUGCGGAGCUGGCUGCGACACUACGGCAACCUGAACAGCUCGGACCCCCUCGUGCUCUUUGUGCGCUGGGGCUUCCCACUGGUGGUCCUCUGCAUUGCCUGCUACUGGGCCGUUGCCUCCAGCACUGAUGACUCUCUUGGCAAGCUGCAGGAGCUGGUGCAGGUGGCAGUUGUUGCCUUUCCGUGGGCUGUCUAUGGACUAGCAUCGGUGGGGCUGCUGCUCCUGCUGUGCAAUCCCAUGACGGUGUUCGCAAAGGACACACGGGAGUCAGCAGGAUCCAUCGUCACUCCCUACCUGGGGGUUCCCAGCUCUGAAGUCGACUUCCUCCACGUCAUCCCUCAGAUCUACAAGAGAAUGCAGGAGUCUCAGAAGAGCCGCCUGGAGCGGGGCAGCUGCAGGGCCACCGUCGCAGCAUACGGACUGGGCAGCGUGUACUCGGCAGCCCUGGUCAUAGCACUCACCCUGCUGGGCUUCCUCUUGAUGCUUCUGCACAGUGAGCGGCUGAGUCUCGCCUUCCUGCUCCUCUUUCUGGAGGCCUUUGUACUGCUGCAUGUCCACACAUGUGCCAGAGGCCUUGCUGGAGAUGCUGAGCCUUUUUCGGUGCCCUGGUACGCAGUCAUCUCCUGGCUCCUUGCCGCUUCCCAGUUCUUCUAUUCCACAGGCCACCAGCCCAUCUUUCCGGCCAUCCACUGGAAUGCAGCCUUUGUGGGCUUCCACCUCGACCACAGCACGAACCUCCUGCCCGCUGUCCUGGUGGGCGCCAACACCUUUGCCUCCCAUAUCCUCUUUGCAGUUGGCUGCCCUUUGCUCCUGCUUUGGCCCUUUGUGUGUGAGAUACCCAGCUCGCAGAGGAAGAAGCCCAAGAAGGAGCCCCGGGAGGAGCUGCAGGAGGUGGAGGAGCACAGGAUGGAGAUGAGGCUGCGGGAGUCCCCAGAGAAGUUCUCCACCGCUCUGCUGCAGCUGGGGCUGAAGUACCUCUUUGUCCUUGGGACACAGCUUCUGGCCUGUGUUUGUGCAGCGAUGAUCCUCAGGAGGCAUCUCAUGGUCUGGAAGGUCUUUGCCCCAAAGUUCCUCUUUGAGUCGCUGGGCUUCGUGGUGAGCAGCAUCUGCCUCCUGCUGGGGAUCUCCCUGGUGAUGCGUGUGGACUGUGCCGUCAGCACAUGGUUCAGCCAGCUUAAGCUCAGGUAGCGUCGGAGGUGUGGGGAACCUGACCUGCUCGUCGGCCGAGGCUGUGGUUGUCUCCCUGCCUCCCUGGGGCCGGGAGGGAUACACGAGCCACCAGCAACGAGUGCCUGCCGACAGCAGUCAGGGAUUAUCCCCAGCUUCCUGCCUCAGCACUGCACAAAAGGACCUGAGCCAACUGUUCCCUGCUCAUCGCGGUGGUGUUUCUCAGCAGUGGAGGUCAGAGCUCUCGUUGGGCGUUUGUUGCAGCAGGAGGACUCUGCUGCAGGAGCCCAAGAAGCAAGAGUCCUGAAGUGCUACUCUGGAGAAACACCAACCGGGGGUCUUGCUGCUACUUUCCUGACAACUGUCCCCACUGUGCAGCUGGUCGGCUUCAGUGGCCAGCAAGGUGUCACCUUGCCUCUGCUGAGACAGUGACUCAUGGGAAGGGGCCUGCUGAGGAGGGGAAAGAAUGCAGAGAGGAGAGGGAAGGUCCUGCAGCCACCACUUC
Gavia stellata (red-throated loon) is the source of this 3751-nucleotide messenger RNA. It is a transcript of the gene PIGO, whose product is annotated as phosphatidylinositol glycan anchor biosynthesis class O. Lineage: Eukaryota; Metazoa; Chordata; Aves; Gaviiformes; Gaviidae. Gene Ontology annotation, cellular component: endoplasmic reticulum membrane. The record is from RefSeq and is a predicted model, not a curated record. Bases 1 to 3267 code for a protein of 1088 amino acids. Gene Ontology annotation, molecular function: mannose-ethanolamine phosphotransferase activity. Gene Ontology annotation, biological process: GPI anchor biosynthetic process. The transcript is spliced from 10 exons.